This is a messenger RNA of Daphnia carinata, 1198 nucleotides long. RefSeq names its product 3-oxoacyl-[acyl-carrier-protein] reductase FabG-like. Gene Ontology annotation, molecular function: oxidoreductase activity. The transcript is spliced from 9 exons. The record is from RefSeq and is a predicted model, not a curated record. Bases 233 to 1009 code for a protein of 258 amino acids. Lineage: Eukaryota; Metazoa; Arthropoda; Branchiopoda; Diplostraca; Daphniidae.
UCCGUCGUUGUUUCGCCUAGACCAACCCCGUUGCACACUUUGAUCACGUGAUCGCCUGAUGGACAUCAGACCAUGCUCGCGCGUUUGUUGCCAGGGCAGUUCGAAUUGCUUUUCUGAGAGUUCAGUGCAACAUUGAUAUCUGUCGAUGACAUUUCAAUACAGGUUUCGACUGGCAAUUGAUAUGAUUAAAAUCUCAAUUUAUACCUAAAAUUAAUUCACCACAACCACCACAAUGCCUUCAAUGUUCCUGAAUAAAGUUGUGUUGAUAACAGGGGCCAGUUCAGGAAUUGGUGCUGCUACUGCGUCUUUGAUGGCUCUUCAAGGUGCUCAUUUGAUUCUCACAGGAAGGAAUGAUGCUAACUUGUCGCAGGUGGCAGAGAAAUGCUACGAAGAGACAUGGAAUCGUCCCAAGACAGUACUUGGUGAUCUCACUGAUGAAGAAGAUGUAAGGCGAAUUUUCCACUCGACUUUAUCUUUCUUUGGUCGGAUUGACGUACUUAUAAACAAUGCCGGAAUCUUGGAACAGGGUACUAUUGAAAGCACGUCGUUAGAUCAGUUGGACCGAAUGAUGAAAACUAACGUCCGUUCCAUGUACCAAUUAACGAUGCUGGCUGUCCCCCAUUUGAUAAAUUCUCGUGGCAAUAUUGUCAACGUAUCAAGUGUCAACGGUAUUCGUCCGUUUACCAAUGUAUUGGCUUACAACAUGUCGAAAGCAGCAGUCAACCAAUUUACGCAAUCCGUAGCAAUGGAACUAGCUGGGAAACUUGUUCGGGUUAAUGCAGUCAAUCCCGGUGUGAUAUUGACCGAACUUCAAAAACGAGGUGGAAUGACAACUGACAUCUACAGGAAGUUUAUUCGUCGUUGCCAAGAGACGCACCCAAUAGGACGUCCGGGAUUUGCUCAGGAAGUCGCUGAAGCUAUCGCGUUUCUUGCUUCUGACAAAGCUAGUUUCAUCACUGGUGUCACCCUACCAGUGGACGGAGGACGCCAUGCUCUUUCUCCUCGUUAAAAAAGAAAGGCAUCCACUUGUUUUGAUGAUUUUCCUGCCUUACCAACGACCAUUUGUCAACACUUAAAAAGGCUGUCAUGGAGUUGAUGUUCUCUGCUGACAAUUGUCUCACCAGUCUCAAUGCAAUUUUACAUUGUUCUUGUAUUUCUACUAAAGUUCGUUGAAAUUAAAAAUUUAGUUUGAUUGACA